CAUCCGCUUUUGAGUUUUCGUCAGUUUCAGUUGCGCACAUUUUUGUAGAAAUUAACAAAUUUAAACAUGAAACUUUAUUCGUCAGAGCAUAUAUUUAGUCAUCCGUGGGAAACUGUAGCUAAAGCUGCAUGGAGAAAAUACCCGAAUCCUAUAAAUCCGGCAGUAGUUGCAUUGGAUGUGCUCGACCGCAAGGUAGAAAAUGGCGUACUGAAAACACAAAGACUGAUCAGCUCGUCCUGGUCGCUACCAGGGUGGGUGGCAACUUUACUAGGAACUGACCAGACCUGUUAUGUUUGUGAAUUUUCUGAAGUUGACCCCUCAAAACGAACAUUAACAUUAAAGUCAAGAAAUCUUACGUUAUGCAAUCUCGUAUCAGUGGAUGAAAGAUUAUCAUACAGUCCACAUCCUGAUGACAGCAGUCGGACAUUGCUGAAACAGGAAGCAGAGAUAACUAUUAAAGGACUGCCAUUAACCAGCUACUUGGAAGGUGUUGUUGUUGACACGAUGUCGUCGAAAGCAACUCAGGUUCGACAAAGCGCGCUGGACUGGGUCAUCGGCCGCAUCAACAACGAGGUUCACGAGUUGACGGUGGCGGCGGAGCGCGGCCGUUGACAGACGAUCGCGACGGCAGCGCU
This is a messenger RNA of Priapulus caudatus, 635 nucleotides long. Its product is annotated as protein slowmo-like. The transcript has 6 exons. Gene Ontology annotation, cellular component: mitochondrial intermembrane space. The record is from RefSeq and is a predicted model, not a curated record. Bases 67 to 612 code for a protein of 181 amino acids. Lineage: Eukaryota; Metazoa; Priapulida; Priapulimorpha; Priapulimorphida; Priapulidae. Gene Ontology annotation, molecular function: phosphatidic acid transfer activity. Gene Ontology annotation, biological process: phospholipid transport.